Molecule: messenger RNA, 922 nt
Organism: Capsicum annuum
Lineage: Eukaryota; Viridiplantae; Streptophyta; Magnoliopsida; Solanales; Solanaceae
Product: auxin-induced protein 22D
Exons: 3
Coding region: 115-594 (159 amino acids)
Biological process (GO): regulation of DNA-templated transcription
Cellular component (GO): nucleus
Molecular function (GO): protein binding
Source: RefSeq, a predicted model, not a curated record
UCUAUCGCUAUAUAAAUUACACUUCCCUUCUCUUCCUUCAUCAUUAUUCACAACAAUUGCAAAUUCAACAAUUUCUUCACAUCUCAUCAGAAACACAGAGAAAUUUACAUCAUAAUGGAAAUGGCUGGAACAGAGCUGAGAUUAGGUUUACCUGGAACAGACUCAUCAUCAUCUGCUAGUAAAAUUACCAACAAAAGACCUUCAUCUGAUAUGAUCAAUAGUAACGAUGAUGAGCCAGCACCAAAAGCACAAGUUGUUGGUUGGCCACCUGUUCGAUCUUACAGGAAGAACGUGUUACAAGCUAGCUACGUUAAAGUGAGCAUGGAUGGUGCAGCUUAUUUAAGGAAAAUUAACCUUAAUGUUUACAAGAGUUAUCCACAAUUACUCAAGGCUUUAGACAACAUGUUCAAAUGCUCCAUUGGUGUAUGCUCAGAAAGAGAAGGAUACAAUGGAUGUGAUUACGUAGCAACAUAUGAAGACAAAGAUGGUGAUUGGAUGCUUGCUGGUGAUGUACCAUGGGAUAUGUUCAUCAAUUCUUGCAGAAGGCUUAGAAUCAUGAAAGGAUCUGAAGCUAAAGGCUUAGCAUGCCUAUAGAUGUGUGGCGGAUUCAGAAUUUAGACGUUCAUCUAAAAUACUGGUCUCAGUAAUGUCAGGAGAAUCCAAAGGCGAAGCUUAUUUGGUUCUUCAAGAAACUGGGAAAUCAAAUCAAAGUGAGCAAGAAAGAGCAAAUACUGAGUUUUUUUUUCUCUCUAUGGUUUCAUUUUUGUAUAACAAUCCAUGGGAUAUAUAGAGAAAGUAUAGCUUGAUCAGCUUUUCUUGUACAGAAGGCUUUUUUGUAUUUCUUCUUUUUGUUUUAAUUUGAAGAAUUCAAUGUAUUUUCGAAGAGUAUAUAAAUAUAUACAUAAUACAAAAGUUAGUGCAA